Messenger RNA from Darwinula stevensoni, 669 nucleotides. The record is from the annotation of a GenBank genome assembly. NCBI's taxonomy places the organism in Eukaryota, Metazoa, Arthropoda, Ostracoda, Podocopida, Darwinulidae.
AUGACGAAGCGGAUCCCGCGGGACGCGGAUGAAAUAGUCUAUCCCAAAUGCCGACUGACGGAGAUGGGGAAAGAAUACGUGGGCACCAUGAACGUGACAGAGAGUGGAAGUCCCUGCCUGAGAUGGGAUUCCCCUGCAGUGACAUCUUCGUUCCUCGAUGUCGGUAAAGGAUUCGAUAAAUAUAUGUUCUACUAUGAGCAUUUUCUGAGCCAGGACCCGUCCUUGCAUGAGAAUUUCUGCCGGAACCCGACGUCGAACACGGGACCCUGGUGUUUCAUCCGAACGUCAGACGGAAUAACAUGGGAGAAGUGCUCGAUUCCAUUAUGUGAUGACCUAGGAGCACCAGAAUGCAAGCUGACACAGAAGGGAGCAGAAUACAUAGGUGCAAGGAACAGGGCACUUUCAGGUUCUCCAUGCAUGUCGUGGUCAUCAACAAGCGGGGCGAAUGCAUUGUAUGCAUUCUGGAAACAGACAUUCCCUGAUUCCAUCACUGCUAGCCACAACUACUGUCGGAAUCCGAAUGGGAAAAUGGGUGGUCCCUGGUGCAUAGUUUCGGAUGCCGAAAGUUCAGAGGAGGCAUGGGGAUACUGCGAUGUGCAGUUCUGUGAAAUGGAGCAAAAGGAAAUGACAUGUGAGAUAGAAGGCUGUUGCCAGCCGAGCGAGCCGUAG